Messenger RNA from Cannabis sativa, 2964 nucleotides. RefSeq names its product origin of replication complex subunit 1A-like. The transcript has 16 exons. Gene Ontology annotation, biological process: DNA replication initiation; mitotic DNA replication checkpoint signaling. The coding region runs from base 79 to 2730 and encodes 883 amino acids. Gene Ontology annotation, cellular component: nuclear origin of replication recognition complex. Gene Ontology annotation, molecular function: DNA replication origin binding; ATP binding; chromatin binding. NCBI's taxonomy places the organism in Eukaryota, Viridiplantae, Streptophyta, Magnoliopsida, Rosales, Cannabaceae. The record is from RefSeq and is a predicted model, not a curated record.
UGUCUCCUUCAAGACAAAUCAACUUGCCAUGUCUGCUCUAACCCUAAACAGCUUCUCCGCUGAUCUAUCCCUAAAUCCAUGGCCAAGGCUCCCAGAACAACCGCCCUCCAUUCCCCGAGGAGAUCCACCAACUCUCCUUGUUUCAAUUCCAAGUCCACGCUCACUCCUUCAACUCCGGCAACUUCCACUCCCGGUCGUCGACGCUCGACUCGCCGGACUUCUCUCAACAUCGAUUCUGAAAUUCAAACUCCACUGAAGGGUAUUGAUAUUGAUGAGAGGCCCAUCCAUAGUUCAGCGAAGAAAACUCCAAGAAAUUUGAGAAAUGGGGAGGGAGCCGCCGAUGGAAAGACAAUUCGGAAGUCCCUUGAUUAUCCUGAAGAUUCCAUUAGAGGGAAGAGGAAUCGAAACGUUGUAGUUCCCGAAACCCCAGAUGUGAAAAAAGCCCUGAACUCUGAGAAAAAGAGCGAGAAACGUACUCGCAAAGAGGGGAAAAAUCCAACUCAUGUGGAAGAAGUUUUGUUAUCUCCGGCAUCGCCAGAGCAGCCGGAAUCAAGAAAGAGGAAAGUGGGGAAUGGAAGAACGGUGAUUACUAGAGCUACGCAUUCAAAAGAUAAGAAAUUUGGAAGGAAGAAGGGUGGGGCAUUAUCGAAUAAACGAGUUUAUUACAAGAAGGUUGUGUAUGAUGGGGGUGAAUUUGAGGUGGGGGAUGAUGUGUAUGUCAGGAGGAGAGAGGAUGCGAGUUCAGACGAUGACGACCCUGAAGUGGAGGAGUGCAGGGUGUGCUUUAAGUCGGGGAGGGCAGUGAUGAUCGAGUGUGAUGAUUGUUUAGGUGGGUUCCAUUUGAAAUGUCUGAAGCCGCCAUUGAAGGAGGUUCCAGAAGAAGAUUGGAUAUGUGGGUUCUGCCAGGCUCGCAAGAUGGGCAAAGAGGUUAUGCUUCCAAGGCCCCCCAAAGGAAAGAAACUGGCCAGAACAAUGAGAGAUAAACUUCUUUCUAGUGAUUUGUGGGCUGCUUGUAUUGAAAGUUUAUGGAAAGAAGCGAAUGGUAGCUACUGGUGUCGAGUACGUUGGUAUAUAAUCCCUGAAGAGACCGCUUCUGGAAGACAACCUCAUAAUCUGAGGAGAGAGCUUUAUCGCACGAACGAUUUGGCUGAUAUUGAGAUGGAAUGUGUGCUUCGACAUUGUUCUGUCAAGAACCCUAAAGAAUAUGUGAAGGCCUGUGAUGAAGGGGAUGACGUGUAUCUAUGUGAAUAUGAAUAUGACAUACGCUGGCACAGUUUCAAGCGGCUUGCUGAAAUUGAUGACAGUGAAGAGGAUGAAGAGUCAGAAAGUGAUCAAGAUUGGAAAGUUUGCAAGGAUGUAGACUCUAACACAGAAGAUGACAUGUACUAUGAAGAAGAGAACGUUCAAAAUAUACCAGAAAAAUCAUAUUCAGCUCAUGUGAAGGCUGCUAACUCUCGAAAGGGGCAGUUCUUUGGACUUGAAAAGAUAGGGAUGAAGAAAAUCCCAGAACAUGUAAGAUGUCAUAAACAGACUGACCUUGAAAGAGCGAAGGCAGCACUUCUUUUGGCAUCAAUGCCAAAGUCUCUUCCUUGCAGGAAUAAGGAAAUGGAGGAGAUAUCUUCCUUUAUUAAAGGUGCCAUAUGUGAUGAUCAAUGUCUGGGUCGUUGCCUCUACAUUCAUGGUGUUCCUGGAACUGGCAAGACAAUGAGUGUAUUGGCAGUACUGCGGAGUCUAAGAUCUGAAGUAGAUGCAGGAAGCAUAAAACCUUAUUGCUUUGUGGAGAUUAACGGUCUAAAAUUGGCAUCACCAGAAAAUAUUUAUAGGGUUAUAUAUGAAGCAUUAACCGGGCACAGGGUUGGUUGGAAAAAGGCUCUCCAAUUGCUAAAUGAACGAUUUUCAGAAGGGAAAAGGUUUGGCAAAGAGGAUGAGCGACCUUGUAUUCUUCUGAUUGAUGAACUAGAUCUUCUUGUCACCAGGAAUCAGUCGGUUCUUUACAACAUUCUAGACUGGCCCACUAAAGCACAUUCCAAAUUGAUUGUGAUAGGCAUAGCAAAUACAAUGGAUCUUCCAGAAAAGUUGCUUCCUCGUAUUUCAAGCCGUAUGGGAAUUCAAAGGCUUUGUUUUGGUCCAUAUAACUAUCAGCAACUUCAAGAAAUUAUUUUGAGUCGCCUGAAAGGAAUUGAGGCAUUUGAAAAACAAGCUAUUGAAUUUGCUUCAAGGAAGGUAGCUGCUGUUUCAGGAGAUGCUCGUCGCGCUUUGGAAAUUUGCAGGCGUGCAGCAGAACUCACAGAUUACCAUUUAAAGAAACUAAGCACAAACCCCAUUAAUAUUUCUGAAGGAAAAUCACUUGUUGGCAUGAGAGAAGUUGAAGCAGCCAUUCAAGAGAUGUUUCAGGCACCUCAUAUUCAAGUGAUGAAAAGUUGUUCCAAAUUGAGUAAAAUUUUCUUGACUGCUAUGGUGUAUGAACUUUAUAAAACAGGAAUGGGUGAAACCACCUUUGAAAAGCUGGCAAUGGCUGUCUCGUGUCUGUGUACAAGCAAUGGAGAAGCAUUCCCUGGACAUGACAUACUCUUGAGAGUCGGGUGCAAGCUUGGUGAAUGGAGGAUUGUUUUAUGCGAGUCUGGUACUAAGCACAAGUUGCAAAAAUUGCAGCUCAACUUUCCAAGUGAUGAUGUAGCAUUUGCACUCAAGGACAGUAAGGAGCUACCUUGGCUGGCUAAGUAUCUUUGAUUCAAAUGGAAAAGAAAAAAUCUUUAGAUUAGUAGACAAAUCAAAUUACUUUCUCACUUGGAGCAACAAUUUUGGAGUUAUUAUCGUUAUCAGUUUUAAUUUUACUGUUGUUGUUGUUGUUGUUGUCGUUGUUGUUAAACCUAUGUAUUUUCCAUACAUAUAAAACACUGACAUUCUUAAAUUUUGCUAUUUUUUUAUUUAUUUGAAGAUACAGUCAGAGAACUGUUAAAGCAU